AUCAAUAUCUUGUAAGAGAAAAAAUGGGUUCUCUAACAACUAUUAUUUUUUUCCUCUUUGUUAUUUAUGCUCAAAAUGGAGCACAAGGUGAAAUUCCCAAAAACAUCAUGCAUCAUAUUAAAGUAGCCAACAAAAAUGGCCCUUAUAUUGGUGUUGUAAUACCAAACUUAUUUGAGCUCAACCCUCUUCUUCAAUCUCCUAGCUUCUCUGCUAGCAAGUUUAUCAUUGAUUUUUCAGGUAGGAGAUUUCGAUUCGGAACCAUAGCUGAUAAGAAAGUGAUCUUGGUCAUGACAGGACUUGGCAUGGUAAACGCAGCUACAACAACUCAAUUGUUGCUAAAUUUAUUCGAAGUAGAAGGAGUUGUACACUAUGGUAUUGCUGGAAAUGCUGAUCCUUCUCUUCAUAUUGGAGAUGUUGCUAUUCCUCAAUAUUGGGCUCACCUUGGUCUUUUGAAUUGGCAGAGAUUUGGACAUGGACCAGAAGAUGAAUUAGCCCUUGAAGCAGCAGGAGAUUACUCUAGGGAAUACGGCAAUUUAAGAUUUGCUGAUUACACAGCAAAUGUUACUGAGGCUGAUAACCUCUUGAACAGAAUUUGGUAUCAAGCUGAAGAGAUUUUCCCAAUUGAUGGAGUUCCUGAGGAAAGACAACAUGCCUUUUGGGUUCCUGUUGAUCCUCAUUACUUCGCCGUUGCCAAGAAACUUCAGACUUUAGAAUUGGAGAAAUGUGUGAAUGCAACCACAUGCUUAGAAACAACACCCAAAGUGACCACGGUAUUAAGAGGAGCAAGUGCAAGUAUUUACGUAGACAAUGCAGCUUAUAGAAGCUUUCUCUUUGACACUUUCAAGCUAAGUCCGGUUGAGAUGGAGAGUGCCGGUGUGGCACUCGUAUGCCACCAGCAAAGGGUUCCCCACAUUACCAUUCGCGCUCUCUCCGAUUUAGCCGGUGGUGGUUCUGCUGAGUUUAAUGAGGCUGAUACUUUCUUACCGGUUGCUGCAACUAAUUCUGUUCUUGUUCUUGUUGAAUUUAUUAAGCAGUUGUCACUUUCUAAAGCUUCUUUUUGAAAUGUACGUUAAAUGAUUUAUGCAUGAAACUUAACUAAGAAUGUUUUUCCUUCUUAUUGAAUUUAUGGAAUAAAUUUGAAUUAUGAAUAA
Molecule: messenger RNA, 1151 nt
Organism: Chenopodium quinoa (quinoa)
Lineage: Eukaryota; Viridiplantae; Streptophyta; Magnoliopsida; Caryophyllales; Amaranthaceae
Product: bark storage protein A-like
Exons: 5
Coding region: 24-1061 (345 amino acids)
Biological process (GO): nucleoside metabolic process
Molecular function (GO): catalytic activity
Source: RefSeq, a predicted model, not a curated record